GUGAGGAUGUCAGUUCAUCUGAAGAUGAGUUCGAAAGAACGAUGAAAGAUGAAUUGGAUGAAAAGAUGAAAACAUUAGAAGAAUCUUGGAUAGAUGAUUAUGAUCUUCCAGCUGAUUUUCCACAAUCCACAAAAGAUGCGGCAAGCUGUUCAACUUCUAAACAGGAUGUCAAACAAACAAACUAUUAUGAUAAUGUUUACUUUGAUUCUGAUGAAGAAACUGCUGAAAGCGAAAGAGGAAAAGAAAAGAAGAAAGUUGUCUCCAAUGCAGAUCUGUUUUACGAUCCUCAAGCUGAUGAUGAUGAUCAAAUAUGGAUUAACAAGCAGAAAGAAAGGGGCAAAAUACAAAAAAGCAAAUCUGAAAGUUCUCGGAAACCCAACCAGAAAGAAAGUCCUCAGCUAAGUUGUCCUGCUUGUAUGGCAACAGUUUGUUUAGAUUGUCAAAGGCAUGACACUUAUCAAAACCAAUACCGAGCCAUGUUCGUACUCAACUGCACAGUACAUAAAGAUGAAGUGUUGCAUUAUAAAGGACCUAAGAAGAAAGUCUUUAAGAGGCAUAAACGCAAGCAUGAUGGUUCAAGUUCUGCAUCUGACGUAGGGUAUGUGAGAAGCACAGAUGCAGAGACUAAUCAACAAUCUACCAAUGAUUCUUACCACCCUGUAAAAUGUGAAACAUGCAAGACUGAAAUUGCUGUGUAUGACAAAGAUGAUGUAUUUCACUUUUUUAAUGUCAUUGCGGGGUAGAAUUAAACACAUUUAAUUGAAUAUAUUUUGCAUGUAAAUACCAUGCGAUUAGUUUCAAAAGUAAUCAUGAAUAAAUUCAACUACAUUUUGUAAA
This is a messenger RNA of Ciona intestinalis (vase tunicate), 837 nucleotides long. The record is from RefSeq and is a predicted model, not a curated record. Lineage: Eukaryota; Metazoa; Chordata; Ascidiacea; Phlebobranchia; Cionidae.